Molecule: messenger RNA, 796 nt
Organism: Saccostrea cuccullata (small rock oyster)
Lineage: Eukaryota; Metazoa; Mollusca; Bivalvia; Ostreida; Ostreidae
Exons: 3
Coding region: 233-796 (187 amino acids)
Source: RefSeq, a predicted model, not a curated record
AAACAUAUUUUGUCUGCAUUCAAUGUCCUUAGCAUUCUUAAGUCAAAUUCUCACACUGAAUCUGUUAAACAAGCAUCAGAUAACAAGGCACAGCUGGAUGUAGUAAUCUAUAAAUACCAACCGAUGCAGUUCUCCGAGCAAUGCCGACAAUUAAUGAGAUAAGAGUCACGUGGGCGAUUUUUACGUCAGAGGUGAGCUUCCUGCAAAUUCUCGCUUUAUCUUAAACAAAACAAUGGAAGAAGACUCGUUAGAUGGAUUUUCCCUUGCUCCUGAAGAAAUUAGACCCUAUAAUUUUGAGCCUUUAUUAAAUCAAACUCAAGGCAGUGAUAGAAGUGAAUCUGAAGAUUCAGAGGGAGGUGAUUUGGAGGAGGAAAAUGCAGAUGGGGUAAUUGGAACCCGCAGAGAGAAUUUAGCAUGGUGUGUCUGUGAAAGGUGCCAAGUAAUGGAAACAAAUGAAGAAUGUUUAUGCUGCCAUGAAAUUGCACCCAUUUUGGUAAAAGUAGAAGCAAAGGAGUUAAAGUGUAUCACAGAACAUGAUGGGUUUCAGGGAAAUUGCCUCAAUAUUGACGUCCUGGAAGUCUCCAUGUAUGAGUUUGUAGACACUGAUGGGCCCCUUGAUGACAAUGAGCCAAUACAUGAAUUAUAUAGAUACUUGGCCUACAGAAGAUUCACUCGUUGGAUCUGGCAUAUCCUAGGGAAAAAGAGACGAAAAAUUAUCCCUGCUUGUGUGGUAUCCAAAAUCAGACAGACAUUUCCAUCUGAGUCUUAUGCUGGUUUCAAAUAUCCACGUUUAUGA